Molecule: messenger RNA, 768 nt
Organism: Pedinophyceae sp. YPF-701
Lineage: Eukaryota; Viridiplantae; Chlorophyta; Pedinophyceae
Source: the annotation of a GenBank genome assembly
AUGAAGGUGAAGAUUUGCGGCGUGACGAACCCGGACGACGCCAAGGUGGCCACCGCCUGGGGCGCAGACUUCGUGGGAAUGAUCAUGUGGCAGAAGGCCGGCCGCGCUGUGUCGGCUGAGGCCGCACGCGCCAUCGCGGACGCGGCGAGCGCCGGCGGCGCCCUGCCCGUCGGGGUCUUCGUCGAGGAGGGCGCCGAGGAGAUCGCCGAGCGGUGCCGCGCCGCGGGUCUGCGCGUCGCGCAGCUCCACGGCGACAACGCCCGCGCGGCUCUCAACCACCUGCCCCCCUCCGACGAGCUCUCCAUCAUCUACGUCAUCCAGGUGACGCCCGAGGGCGAGCUGAUGACGCCGCUCCCCGAGGGCCGCAAGCCCGAGUGGGUCCUCCUCGACGGCGAGCACGGCGGCAGCGGCCAGAAGCUGAACUGGGACACCCUGCCCGACGUGUCGGACGUCGCCACCAACGGCUGGUUCCUCGCCGGCGGGCUCUCCCCCUGCAACGUCGGCGACGCGGUCGCGACGGCGCACCCCACGGGCGUGGACGUUUCGACGGGCGUGUGCGUCGACGGCGACAUCUUCGUCAAGGACGGCCGCAAGGUCGCGUCGUUCGUCGCGAGCGCGCGCACGGCCGCGGGCGGGCCCAAGGGCUCCGCGUGGGGCGCGCCGGGCAGCGUGAGCGCCUCGAUCGACGAGACGGGCGGCCAGGGCAUGAUGAUGUUCACCGACGACCAGCUCCGCGCCGUGCCGUACGACAAGUUCAACACGGAGUGA